AUGGUGAGGCCAGUCUUUCCAGUCCUUCUGCUCUAUAUUGUCAGCAUAUCUGUACGCACGGGAGUCGGCGCUCGGGAUAUCCUAUAUCCGUUUGGACCUUCCCACAUGGAUCUAGAGACCCCCAAGAUGGAUGAUGGGAGCUCCCCUGAAAUUCCUCUACUUGUGCCUUUCAUUUUUUUCAGUACCCCUUACCGCACCAUCUAUGUCAACAACAACGGUGUAAUAUCCUUCAACGAGCACGUGAGCCAGUUCACGCCAGAAGCAUUCCCUCUAAGUGACAGCCGGUCCUUCAUUGCCCCCCUCUGGGCAGACGUGCACAACGGGAUCCGCGGAGACGUCUACUACAGGGAGUCCACUCUACCGCACAUACUGGAGAAGGCGACUCGUGAUGUCCGCAAACAUUUCAAGACCAUCCCCAACUUUACGGCAACCUGGGUCUUCAUCGCCACUUGGCACCAGGUCACUUUCUACGGCGGGAGCCAGACCACCCCGGUGAACACAUUCCAAACUGUGCUAAUCUCAGAUGGUGCAGUGUCCUUCGCCUUGUUCAACUAUGAGGAAAUUGCCUGGAGCACAGGCACAGCCAGUGGUGGAGAUCCUCUUACCGGACUGGGUGGUACUACAGCUCAGACAGGUUUUAAUGGCGGGGAAAUUGGACACUUCUUGAACCUGCCAGGAUCCCGGUCCAACGAUGUGGUGAACAUUGAACAGACGACAAACGUAAACAUUCCCGGUCGCUGGUUCUUCCGCAUCGAUCUGGAGCUGAUUGACCCCGCCAAUGGCUGCAGUUAUAAUGGUCGUUUUUACAGACGAGGGGAGGUCUUCUGGUUGUCAGACCGCUGCUCGCAACGAUGCCGCUGUCUUGACAUUGACAAUGAGGUGCUCUGUCAAGGCGCUCCGUGCGGCCAGAUGGAGACGUGCGAGCAGCAAGAGGGGGCCUUCUACUGUCAGCCCAGCCGCACUAGCACCUGCGUCGUGUUCGGCGACCCCCACUACCACACCUUCGACGGCUUGCUGUACCACUUCCAGGGAACGUGUACUUACCUCCUGGCCCGGCCAUGCUGGGAAGAGUCAGGACUGCCCUUCUUUAGCGUGGAGGCCAAGAAUGAAGACCGUGGGGUGUCUGCAGUCUCCUGGCUAAGAGAUGUAACCGUGGAAGUCUAUAGUCACAGAGUCACACUGCCCAAAGGAAGUUUGGGAACAGUUCAGGUCGAUGGCUUGCUGCAGACUUUGCCAGUUCAGCUCCAGCUCGGUGCUGUCAGAGUCUACCAAUCCGGAGUGGCCGUAGCUUUGGAAACAGAUUUUGGACUCCUAGUAACAUACGACGGUCAACACUACGCUUCUAUUUCCCUGCCAAGUUCCUACUUCAACAACACGUGCGGUCUCUGCGGGAAUUACAACGAUGACCCGGCUGAUGAUCCUGUCCUUCCCGACGGCACCCUUGCAGAAACUGUGGCUGAGCUGGGUGGUGGCUGGCGAUCAGAGGGUGCCGACUGGCAUUGCUCUGACGGUUGUGUGCACAACUGCAGCGAGUGCGAUGCUCUAAUGGAGGCCUUCUACUUUGGUUCAGACUACUGCGGACUCAUAAACAAAACUGAUGGUCCUUUCAGGGACUGCAAAGCUGUGGUGGAUCCCACCGCAUUCGUGUUUAGUUGUGUCUACGAUAUGUGUAGCAACAAAGACAAUAUUACCACACUCUGCCAGGCCAUCCAGGCCUACGCUCUGGCCUGUCAGGCACUGGGCGUCACAAUCCGUCCCUGGAGGUCUCAAACUUUUUGCGCCCUGACUUGUCCACCAUUCAGCCACUACCAAGUGUGCACCAGUGCCUGUCCAGCCUCCUGCUCAGAUAUCACCGCACCCUUAUACUGCGCCCACCCCUGCACCGAGGGCUGCCAGUGCGACCAAGACUACGUCCUCAGCGGCAGCCAUUGUGUACAGCGAGAUGACUGUGGCUGUGAGCACAAUGGCCUCUAUUACCCUCUGAAUGACACUUUUUGGGCCCGCUCUGGCGGUGAAGGAGGCGAAUGUACCCUGCGCUGCACCUGUGCAGCGGCAGGUGAAGUCUCUUGCUUCAGCCAGUCUUGCAAGGAAGGCGAGGUGUGCACAGCGGAGGUGGGCGCGCUGGGUUGCUACCCUCGCCGGGAGGGGCUGUGUUCAAUCACUCAGAACGCUGUGACAUCAUCCUUUGACGGCGCCUUCCUGCUGUUCCCAGAUGACAGCUCCUACUACCUGCUGAGGCUGUGUGGCGCUGUGCCAGCUAAUGGCUCAAUGGUGGAGGUGAAGAUAGGCAGACGGCUGGUGAAUAAAGGCCCUGCUUGGAAAAGACCCGUGGUAGUUACCAUUUCUAGCUUGGAGGUUCAGGUGGGAGGGAUGGAUUUGGAAACAGUGAAGGUCAAUGGUGAACCUAUGGCCCUCCCUUACAUCCAUCCGACACAAUCUGUAAAGGUCUACAGAGCGUCCGGUAAUGCCACGGUGGUGGAGUCUCGAGGUCAUCUUCGCGUUUACUACACACAACAAGGAUCCAUCAACAUUUCCCUCUCCACCGCAUUUUAUAACGUCACGUGUGGCCUGUGUGGUGUCUUCAACGGUGACCAUGCUGAUGACUUCCGCCUUCCAAAUGGACGCAUCGCAGAGUCUGCCUCACUGUUCUUGGAGGGCUGGCGUUCCAUACCCGACGACAUCAUCAGCUGCAAUGGAGACUGUGAGGACUUGUACCGCAUGUGCACGGACCUACGCCUCUACCAGAGCCCGUGGAUGUGCGGCAACAUCAAUGACCCAGGGAACAGCUCCUUCCAAGCUUGUCACGGGGCCGUUAACCCGUCGCCAUUUUUCCGGAACUGCUUGUAUAACAUGUGCGUAAAGGAUGGCAACCGCUCGGCCCUGUGCUCUUCGCUACAUGCUUACGCCGCAGCCUGCCAGGAUGCUCAAGUGGUCCUUUCUUCCUGGAGGACAGCCACCAACUGCCCUCUACCUUGUCCAGCCAAUAGCCAUUUCGAUGAGUGCGCCAGCGCGUGUCCCCUGACGUGCGCUGGCCUGGACGAGCCAGAGGUGCCGUGCCCAAUGCAGUGUAUUGAGGGCUGCCGCUGCCGGGACGGCUUCAUCCUGCACGAUGGCCUGUGCGUACCCCGUGGCGACUGCGGCUGCGCGGGCCCGGACCGUGACCACCGGUUGCCCGCCAACCACACUUUCUGGAUGGACAGGGACUGCCUGGAGCGCUGCUACUGCAACGGUUCGGACAACAGAGUGUACUGUCUGGCAGCGCCAUGCCACUCCGAGGAGUACUGUGAGGAGGACGACGGGUUGUACUACUGCAGGCCCCGGACCGAGGCACUGUGCGUGGUAGCUGGUUAUGGCCACUUCCUGCCAUUUGAUGGUGUUCCGUUUGAGCUACAGAGCUCUUGUAGCUUGAACUUGGCCACCAGUAACUGUGGGAACAGGGACAACGGGAGCAUGACUGGAAGCUUGCCUCCAUUUAAACUAUUGGCUCUUAAUGAAGAAAGGGACACGAGCCAGGCAGUUUGGGUAAGAGGUUUUGCACUAGAAGUCUUUGACUUUGAGAUCGAGGUGUCCCGGAGCUACAAGAACACCGCCAUUGUGAAUAAGGAGCGCUUGUAUGUUCCCGUGAAGCUCGGCCCAGGGAAGGUCACCAUCUUUACUUUAGGCUCGCUUCUCGUCCUGGAGACAGACUUCGGCCUUAAGGUGACCUUCGAUUGGAACACCCUGCUCUUGUUGACAUUACCCCGUCAACUCUAUAGCUCAUCCUGCGGCCUCUGCGGGGAAUCGCCCUCAGUCCCAGCUGACAACCGGGCCUCAGCCUGGGCCGAAAGGGACGCGUUCUGCCAGGUAGGCUGCGGCAACUCAUGCCCACGUUGCGGCCCCGGGGAUAAAAACUUGCCGGACGACGGCACUAUCGCUACGGACGCAGAAGACGAUGACAUGGAUGACGACUCUACAACCGGACUCCGUUUCCGUCCACGAGACGGUCUCUACGUGUUUGCGGAGCCUGAAGCAGCGAGGCUAUGCGGUCUGAUGGCAGAUCGCCAGGGUGCGUUUAUACACUGUCACAGCAAGGUGGCGCCAGGGUUCUUUUACCAAAGCUGCUUGCUGGACAUCUGCUUGGACGGGGGAGCGCAAGAAACUGUUUGCGGCUGGCUGCAGGCCUAUGCCACCACCUGUCAGUUGCAAGGGGUGCCCGUCACCAACUGGAGGGUUGAUGCACUGUGUGUCAAGAGGUGUCCGCCAAACAGCCAUUACUCCAGUUGCGUGCCGGUCUGCCCGCCCCAGUGUGCCCCAACCCGUGGCCAGAGGGACUGCAGCCAGGACUGCGUGGAGGGUUGCCACUGCGACCAAGGUUACGUCCUCAACGGCAAGAACUGCAUCCUGCCUCAGGAUUGCGGCUGCUAUACAGACGGCAAGUACUAUGAGCCCAAGCAGCUGUUCUGGAACAGCGAUUGCACCAAGCGUUGCCACUGCAUUGGCCGCAAUCUAGUCCAGUGUGACACGCGUCGUUGCAAGGCAGACGAGGAGUGUGCCCUGCGCCACGGAGUGCGUGGCUGUUUUGCGCGACACUCCCAGCAGUGCAUGGCAUCGGGCGGUGGCGUGUUCAAGACCUUCGACGGUGCCUCGCUCCGUCUGCCCGCCUCCUGCUCCUUCGUGCUGUCCACCAACUGCCACAAGCUGCCCGACCUCUCCUUUCAGCUCAUCGCCAACUUCGACAAAUGGAGCGCACCCAACCUCACCACCAUCUCUCACGUCUACCUCUACAUCAAUGAGGAGAACAUCCUGGUCUCAGGCAACACGGUCAAGGUGAACGGCACCCCGGUGUCGCUGCCGUUCGUGACGGGCAUGAUGACGCGCCUGUCCUCAUCGGAAGGGUUCGUCGACAUUGACUCCCCACAGGACAUCCGGGUGCGAUACAACCGCUUCAACACCCUGAGCGUCAGCAUGGGCGUACGGUUGAGGGACAAACUCUGUGGCCUGUGCGGCAACUUCAAUGGCGACCCGGGCGACGACUACAUCACCUCAACCGGCGGGGCAGCCGCCAGCGCUCUGGAGCUCGCUCGGAGCUGGAAGACUAACGGCAUGCAGCACAGAUGUGACGAGACCCAAUACGUGGCGCUUGCCCGAUCAUGCGACAACGCGGCCGUGCUGGCCCUGCAGCGUGAGGACACCUGCUUGAAGCUGACCGAACCCAAGGGUUUCUUCCAGCCGUGCCACGGACUACUGGACCCCCGGCCUUUUUACCGAUCCUGCUACCUGGACGGCUGCUACAACCGGCGCGGCGCCCAAGUGUGCGGGUCGCUGGCCGCUUACGCCGAAGCCUGCCGCUCCAUGGGUGCCCUAACCACUGAGUGGAUUGCCCGGGAAAACUGCUCAGAAUGGAUUUAUGACCCCUGCGCCACAGAAACUUGUGCAAACCUCACCUGCGAGCUGGACAAUGGAGGUGACCUGUGCGGCUGUCCGGAAUUGCCAGCUGGGAGUCAAGGUUACGACGAUGACGCGAUGGAGGCUGAGGUGACAUGCGGGGCCAGCGAGAUGGCAGUGUCCAUCUCCAAGUGCAAGCUCUUCCAGCUGGGCUUCCAGCGCGGCGACGUCCGCGUCAACGACCGACGCUGUGCCGGCGUCGAGGAAGAGGACUUCAUCUCCUUCCACAUCAACAACAGCAGAGGACACUGUGGCUCCAUUGUGCACACGAACGGUACGCACAUUAUGUACAAAAAUACGGUGCGGAUCGAGAGUGUCAACAACACGGGCAGCGUCAUCACACGGGAUAAAACCAUUAACGUUGAGUUUUCGUGUGCCUAUGAGCUGGAUCUAAAAAUCUCACUGGAGACCGUCCUCAAACCUGUACUCAGUGUGAUCAACCUCACCCUGGCCACCCAGGCGGGCAACUUCAUCACCAAAAUGGCGCUGUACAAGAACGCUUCGUACCGCCAGCCCUACGGGGAGGGCGAGGUGGUCCUCAGCACCAGGGACGUCCUCUACGUGGGCGUCUUCGUGGAGGGCGCCGACCAGAACCAGCUCGUCUUGGUCGUCAACACGUGCUGGGCUACGCCGUCGCGCAACAGCAGCGACCGACUGCGCUACGUCAUCAUAGAACGAGGGUGUCCCAAUAUUAAGGACAACACCAUCGGCAUGGCAGAAAACGGUGUGUCUCUUACCUGCCGCUUCCACGUGACCGUCUUCAAGUUUAUUGGCGACUAUGACAAGGUGCACCUGCACUGCCACGUAUCACUGUGCGAUGCUGAACGACAAGCCUGCAAAGUGAAUUGUCCGCCCAAGAAGAGGAUGUCGUCCAAGGAAAGGACAUUUAAAGAGCACAUACUCAGUGUUGGGCCCAUUCGAAGGCAAGUGUGGGAUUGGUGCGAGGUGGACAAUGGCGGCUGUGAGCAGAUGUGCAGCAGUAGGGCGAGCGGUCCGGUGUGCGGCUGCUUCACAGGAAUGCUGCAAGCAGACAAGAAGAGCUGUCGGAGAUAUUCCGUCACACGCGACUUGUCCCGUGUUGCCUAA
Molecule: messenger RNA, 6510 nt
Organism: Nerophis lumbriciformis (worm pipefish)
Lineage: Eukaryota; Metazoa; Chordata; Actinopteri; Syngnathiformes; Syngnathidae
Source: RefSeq, a predicted model, not a curated record